This is a messenger RNA of Apiotrichum porosum, 1098 nucleotides long. RefSeq lists its product as uncharacterized. Bases 1 to 1098 code for a protein of 365 amino acids. The transcript is spliced from 6 exons. The record is from RefSeq and is a predicted model, not a curated record. Lineage: Eukaryota; Fungi; Basidiomycota; Tremellomycetes; Trichosporonales; Trichosporonaceae.
AUGACCGUAACUCCCCUUAAUAUCUCACUGGCUCAGAACGUCUCAACUGACCCAUUCACAUUCACCGGCAUUGGCCGUCUACUUGACAAUGACCUUGCAUGGUCGUCCCAAACUCCCAUGUCACCGCCCCAGACCCCACAACGCCAAAUAGUGACCGCUACCAGCUUCAAGUUCCCCAUGACGCCCAUUUCACCAGUUCCGGGUGUCUUCAGUCUGAGAGAAUGUCUUCCCCCGACAAGCGAACCGGCCUUCCCUCCCGCAGAGGUGGCAACACUCCUGAAAUCCAAGUCGUUUGCUGUCAAGGACGGCACAUUCAACCCAAUCGAGUUACAGACCGUCAAAGACUACAUCGAGCACUGUGGCGGAUGGGUUCGCGUCAGAAAGUCGCCCAAGUACGACACCACCGAUGACUUCUACCUCAUCCCUCACGAGUCCCAUCCUCGUCCCAUGGCAUGGGCUCACAUGAAUGCCGUCACCCCCGAAUGGGGGAAGACGCAGUCCAAAAGAGAAUUUGGCCCGCAUCCUCGCCCGAAAGUGGACUGGACCAACUCUUGCCUCAACUUCAACUGGAAGCGCAGUGAGGUGUUUGAGGAUGUGGUGACCAGUAUGCACGAGUACUCCUUCGAACUCGCCACCCACUCAAUGAAGAAUGUGCUCAAUGGGCCCGACUUGGAUGGAUUCGACUGCUGGUGGUUCCGCAACUAUCCCGAUCGUCCGACUGUCGCAGGAUUUCUGACGUUGUUCGCCAACGAGCUCCGGGAGCGCGUCGAGUGGUUCUCCCAUCAACCUUCUCCUAAACAGUACCUGACCGCUGCGGCGAGGAUGCUCCUGGUUAAGCAAGCGCUGGACAGGUACGACUGGCAUGCUCCAGGGGUCAGCCGCAAAUCUUUCUACAGCUUUUGCAACGCGCAGUAUCCUAUGCUGGGGGAUAUCCAGAGGUACUGCAAGCAGCAUGUAGCCGAGCUCCGCGAGUACAGUCCGGGGUUCAAGACGCAUGCCGUGCGCAACCAUGACCCGACCGACUUCUUGGACCGCCUAAUUCAGGAGGUUCGCAGGUUUGAUUGGGUCGACAACCCCCACAAUGAAGCGGUUCAUUGA